AAUGUCAAUUGAUAUGAGUGCUUCUAUGUAACAUUCAUUUAUGAACAGAGUGUUUAACGUCUGACAGUUCAAGUUCUGGUUUCAAGAAAACAUAUCAAAAUAGAACAGCUACGUUAAAAUAUGUUACCAUUGACAUUCAAUAUCGGCGUACAAUACAUAAAGUGGCAGAGUAAAUUAAACAAUGUACAAACGGUGGAGGAAACAAAAGAGAAUAUCGAAGAUGUUUCAACUAACGGUCAACUCGCCACGGACGAGUGCAGCAACGCUGACACCAUCAGCACAAAAACGAGCAAAGAGGAAAAAAUACAAAUAACUCCAAACGUUUCCUUCGCUACGCUUUUUCGCUUCGCUACCAUAAAAGACAAAAUAUUCAUAUUUAUAGCGAUCCUAUCCUCAAUAGUGUGCGGAUGUAUGACCCCAAUAAAUACUCUUCUGUUUUCUUCUCUGCUCCAAAGUAUGGUUAACUACGGAAUAUCUAUUGUGGUAAAUGACCCUCAACCAGAUAUUAUUUUACGUGAUGUACGAGACUUUGCCAUAUACAAUAGCGUUGUGGGAGCAAUUAUAGUUGUAUGUUCCUAUAUAGCUACAGUGCUUAUGAAUAUAUCUGCAUAUAACCAGGUAUAUAAGAUUCGUCAGGAGUAUCUAAAAGCCGCUUUAAAUCAAGACUUCGAAUACUUCGAUACCCAUCAAACAGGAGAUUUUGCUAGCAAAGUGACGAGUGAUGUCAUAAAACUAGAAGACGGUAUAGGAGAAAAGCUGGCUACGUUCGUAUAUUAUCAAGUGACAUUUUUAAGUUCUGUUAUAAUGGCCCUUGUGAAAGGCUGGAAACUUUGUCUUCUAUGUUUAAUUUCGUUUCCAAUUACCUUAGUUUUAAUAGGAAUUGCGGGCUUUAUGGCAUCAAGAUUGUCUUACAAAGAAGCCGUUGCUUCUGCAAAAGCUGGAUCUGUAGCUGAGGAAGUAUUGUCAUCGAUAAGAACAGUAUUUGCUUUUAGUGGGCAAAAAAAGGAAACUGAAAGAUAUGAAAAACACCUAAUCGAAGCUAGGAGUAUCAAUAUUAAAAAAGGUAUUUUUAACGGAAUUAUAAUGGGCUUCAUUUAUUUCUGCUUGUUCGGUGCUUACUCUCUCUGCUACUGGUUUGGAUAUAAACUAAUAGUUGAUGAACCAGAGACGUACGACGUGGACACGAUGAUGGCUGUAUUAUUCGGUGUUUUAAUGGGUUCAACCAACUUCGGUAUAUCUUCUACUCUCAUGGAUGCUUUUGGAGUCGCACGUGGAGCAGGAACACAAAUCUUUAACUUAAUUGAUAACGUUCCUAAAAUUAAUCCAUCACUCAAUCGUGGGAUUACUCCCAAAAGUAUAGAUGGAGAUAUUGAGUUCAAAAACGUAUUCUUUCAUUACCCUUCUAGACCAGAUGUACCAAUAUUAAAAGGCAUUAAUAUCAGUGUCAAAAAAGGCCAAUCGGUGGCGUUAGUUGGACAUUCAGGCAGUGGCAAGUCCACUAUUAUCCAGCUGAUAUCAAGAAAUUACGAUGUAAUAGAUGGAAAUGUACUAAUUGAUGGGACAAACGUCAAAAAAUUGUCUGUUAGAUGGUUGAGAGCUCAAAUUGGCCUAGUUGGUCAGGAGCCAAUACUUUUCGAUACAACAGUUCGCGAAAAUAUAAGAUACGGCCGUGAGGAUGCUUCAGACCUGGAUAUUGAAGAAGCUGCCAGAGAAGCCAAUGCACACGAAUUUAUCACGAAGCUUCCUUUAGGAUAUGAUACAUUAGUUGGAGAGCGGGGAGCAUCAUUGUCAGGAGGACAAAAACAGAGAAUUGCCAUAGCUCGGGCGCUUGUCCGUAACCCACGGAUAUUAUUGCUAGAUGAAGCAACUAGCGCAUUAGAUACAUCCUCGGAGGCCAAAGUACAGAAGGCCCUAGACAAAGCCCAAGAAGGUCGUACAACGAUCGUUGUAGCGCAUAGACUCUCAACCAUAAGAAAUGUCGACAAAAUCUAUGUUUUUAAAGAAGGGAAUGUGGUAGAAAGUGGAAGUCAUGACGAACUUCUUGCUAAAAAAGGUCACUUUUACGACAUGCUAAUGCUACAAGCUGCACCACAUUUAAACGAGACUGAUCAGGGCACACAAUUGGAACUGUCUGAAUCCGUUCUGAAUGAGAAAGAAGAAGAGCUUGUCGAAAUGAGAGACCAAGAUUGCGAAGAAACACAAGAGGAACCUAAGAUUUCAUUCUUCCAAGUACUUAAACUGAACUCACCAGAAUGGAAGUCAAUCACUGCGGCCAGCGUCUGCGCUAUUCUAAACGGUUUCGCAAUGCCACUUCUAGCAGUUGUUAUGGGAGACUUUAUGGGUGUGCUUUCUAAUAAUGAUCCAGGUUGGGUUAGAGCUGAAGUUAUUAAAUAUGUAUUAAUUUUUUUGGCAAUUGGUAUUUUCUCCGGACUCACAAACUUCGUUACGGUGUUUAUGUAUGGUAUAGCAGGAGAAUAUCUUACUGCCCGUUUGCGUAAACUGUUAUUUGUGCAUAUGCUCCAACAGGAGGUUGCUUUCUUUGAUGAUAAAAAUAACUCAACGGGAGCUCUUUGCGCUCGGUUAUCAGGCGAUGCUGCAUCAGUUCAAGGGGCAACAGGUCAAAGAAUUGGGACAGUGUUGCAGGCUCUUAGUACAUUUAGCGUCGCAUUAGGAAUCUCAUUAUAUUAUGAAUGGCGUUUAGGAUUAGUCGCUUUAUCUUUGGCACCUAUCAUGGGAGCUGUGCUCUACAAGCAAGGGAGAAUGAUAACAGCACAAACUUUUGGAACAGCUAAAACAAUGGAAGACAGUUCCAAGAUAGCCGUAGAAGCGGUGGCGAAUGUUCGCACAGUUGCAUCACUAGGUCGUGAGCAAAUUAUUCUCAAUAACUACGCAACUCAGCUUCUGCCAGCACUAGUGGCUGCAAAACGAACCGCACAUUGGCGAGGUGUGGUCUUUGGGCUCUCUAGAGGGCUUUUUAACUUCGUGUACUCCAUAGCCAUGUUUUAUGGAGGCAAUCUAAUGGUGUAUCAGGGAGUGUCAUAUGAAAUAGUACUCAAGUCAGCUCAAACAUUAUUAAUGGGUUCCACUUCCGCAGCUCAAGCCUUUGCUUUUGCUCCUAAUUUCCAAAAUGGUAUUAAAGCAGCUGCUAGAAUUAUUGUUACAUUGAGAAGACAGUCAAAAAUCGUUGAUCCGGCUAAACCUGCUGUCAAAAACUUUAAAGGUGCAGGCGUAGCAAAUAUUAGAAAUGUUCAAUUUACAUAUCCAACGAGGCCUCUAAUACAAGUACUAAAAAACUGUAGCCUAGAAAUCGAAAAAGGACAAACAAUAGCCCUAGUCGGUUCAAGUGGGUGCGGCAAGAGUACCAUCAUACAGCUGUUAGAAAGAUAUUACGAUCCUGAUGUCGGCACAGUGGAUCAAAGAGGUAUUCCAAUAAGAAAACUCAAAUUGGCAGAUGUGAGACAGUCGAUAGGCUUCGUACAACAAGAACCUAUUCUAUUUGAUCGUACCAUAGAAGAAAAUAUUGCCUACGGCGACAAUUCACGGCAGCCUAGCAUGGAUGAAAUAAUUGAAGCAGCUAAACAAGCUAACAUUCACAGCUUUAUCGUAUCUUUACCGAUGGGUUAUGAGACCAACAUCGGUUCAAAGGGCACCCAGCUUUCUGGAGGACAAAAACAAAGGGUUGCUAUAGCAAGAGCUCUAAUAAGACGACCAAAGAUGUUACUGCUUGAUGAAGCAACUAGUGCUUUGGACACAGAAAGUGAAAAGGUGGUUCAAGCGGCCCUGGAAGCAGCUAAAGCGGGUCGUACGUGUGUCAUGAUCGCUCACCGACUGAGUACGGUGCGUGACGCUGACGUCAUAUGUGUCCUCAACAAUGGAAGUGUCGCAGAGCGAGGAACACACGCGGAGCUGUUAGAACUCAAAGGACUUUAUUACAAUCUGUAUACGAAAGGAAGUGCAUGAUUAUCACCAUCUGUAGCACCUAUUUCUCAUUUCUUGUUUUAUUAGAAGUUAGAUUAUAAGUGAAUAGAGUUAUAUAGGCUUUCUUCUAAACGCUGCUUUUGCUUUUCUUUUUUUUUAGGUAAAAUCAUUACUAAAGAUAAUUAGUUCUUAUUGUUACACAUUAAUUCUAGAACGGAAAAACUGACAACUUCUGUCAAGUAGAAUAACUAUAUCAUUUUCAGUGCUAUAGUAAACACUACAUUUAAGUUACUUUUUUUUGUGGUUAUCCAAAGUUUUAGUACGCUAUAUUUUAGAUCGUUAUAAAAAAAAAAACAAAAAUAAAGAAAUGGAAUUUAUUAUUUUCAAAAUCCAACAGCAUUGAUCUUUAAAGCAAACCUGCUGAGAGAUUUUUGCCAAACUCUAUAGUAUAGUGUUGUUCGAGUCAGUGACGUUUAAUAUUCCAUAAACACCAUUUAUUACCAAGGAGGCUACAUAUUUCUUGACGAUUUUUAAUAACUUUUUAAUAUCAGGGAGAACAAUAAUCAUAAUUGUACUCAAUUGACUAUUGUCAUUUAAGUAAACCUCAUACAAACAUACUUAUUGUAUAUCUAGAGAACAGGAUCUAGACAUAUUUUGUUUAUUAUUAUUUUUUAUUGAUAAGUUAAUUUUUAUUUUAUGUCGUUAUUUUCUUAGACGUCAUAACUUAUUUUAUAGGUAUUGAAUCUGAUCGCUAGGUACCUAAUGGAUCUACCUCCACCAUAUUGCUACAUCAAGUAACAGAUGCUAUUUGUGUAAUAUUUUUUCAAUCUCGUUUUUAUAUAUAUUUAUUGUGUAAGUUACACAAUUUUUUUAUACAAUUUAAUGUAACCAUAUUUGUGAAUCAAUUUGUAUUUCUUUCGUAAAGCAAUCUCAAAGAUACGAUAUUUUGUAUUUUAAUAAAUUUUUCUUUUAAUAAAAA
Danaus plexippus (monarch butterfly) is the source of this 4897-nucleotide messenger RNA. Its product is annotated as ATP-dependent translocase ABCB1-like. The record is from RefSeq and is a predicted model, not a curated record. The transcript has 24 exons. Gene Ontology annotation, biological process: transmembrane transport. Gene Ontology annotation, cellular component: membrane. Gene Ontology annotation, molecular function: ATP hydrolysis activity; ABC-type transporter activity; ATP binding. Lineage: Eukaryota; Metazoa; Arthropoda; Insecta; Lepidoptera; Nymphalidae. The coding region runs from base 121 to 3960 and encodes 1279 amino acids.